GCACGUCCUACUUGUAAACCUCUACAGCACGGCGCUUGUGCGCGCUCCCGUGACUCUCGCCAUAGAAAACAAAGCUGAACGUUUUCCAUAACAGCCAGGGGUGCAGACCGGAGGAAUAACCGAAUUUAUUCUGGACGCAUCAGGCUGAAUAUGGAUUUACAGCGGGUGUAGCAUAGUUAGAGACCGAGCCUUGUCGGCUGGGGUGACGGCAGGACACCAGCGAAACUGACGAGAAUAACACCAGUGUGUCUUUUUUUUCUCGGGGUGCUUUGUCUUGUCCACCUAACGAUAGCAAACCAUCAUUCCGUUUCAGUUGCAGCUACAUAUUCAGCUAGUGAUCACUAGCUGCCGCCGGGAUGUAUCAUCAUGUUGGCACCUAAAAGUGACUGCUAGGUCGUCGGAUUGUGAAGGAUAAGCAGAAAAUCCAUCGCCGACGUCCCAACGGGUUGUCACCGGGACCUAAAUCUGUGUUAGCCUCAGUCGCAGAACCCACUGUUUUCAGCGAUAUGGCGGAGCAGGGCUACUCAUCUUGGGCGUACUCCCUAGUUGACUCCAGCCAGGUAUCCACCUUCCUCAUUUCCAUCCUCCUCAUCGUAUAUGGCAGCUUUAGGUCAUUAAACAUGGAUUGUGAGAACCAGGAGAAGGAUAAAGACGGUAACCCCACGACAACGGGGGCUUUUAAUAACAGCAACACAAACAACAGUAUUCAGACUAUAGACUCCACACAGGCCCUGUUCCUGCCCAUAGGAGCCUCUGUAUCUCUGCUAGUCAUGUUCUUCUUCUUUGACUCGGUACAGGUGGUCUUCACCAUCUGCACUGCAGUUCUUGCAACAAUUGCAUUUGCAUUCCUCUUGUUGCCAAUGUGCCAGUAUCUGACCAGACCCUGCUCCCCACAGAACAAGAUCUCCUUUGGCUGUUGUGGGCGUUUCACCCUGGCCGAACUCCUGUCCUUUUCCCUCUCUGUGUUGUUGGUGCUCAUCUGGGUGCUGACUGGACACUGGCUUCUAAUGGAUGCUUUAGCCAUGGGCUUGUGUGUUGCCAUGAUAGCCUUUGUGCGGCUACCUAGUCUCAAGGUGUCUUGCCUGCUGCUGUCGGGUCUGCUUAUUUAUGAUGUGUUCUGGGUGUUUUUCUCAGCCUACAUCUUCAAUAGUAAUGUGAUGGUCAAAGUUGCCACUCAACCUGCUGAAAAUCCCAUAGACGUUCUGUCCAGGAAGCUCCACUUGGGGCCAGGAAUGGGCCGCGAUGUCCCUCGUCUCUCACUACCAGGCAAACUGGUCUUUCCUAGUUCCACAGGAAGUCACUUCUCUAUGCUGGGAAUAGGAGACAUUGUGAUGCCGGGGCUGCUGUUAUGUUUUGUGCUGCGGUAUGACAACUAUAAGAAGCAAGCAAAUGGGGAAGUUCCAGGUCCUGGUAAUAUGCCCGGGCGCAUGCAACGCGUCUCCUAUUUCCACUGCACUCUCAUCGGAUACUUUGUGGGUCUGCUGACUGCCACUGUGGCCUCCAGGAUUCAUCGUGCUGCUCAGCCAGCUCUGCUUUACCUGGUACCCUUCACCCUGCUGCCUCUGCUCACUAUGGCCUACCUGAAGGGAGACUUGCGGCGCAUGUGGUCCGAGCCGUUCCACACCAAGGCCAGCAGCUCCCGCUUCCUGGAGGUAUGAUGCACUCUGGGACAAACGACCAGCGUGGAGGGAGGACUGCAGUUCCUUUCCCUUCGUUCGCGGGAAGGAGAGAGCGAGUACACACUCAUAGUGAGGCCAUGUUGUCACCACUUGUUCAUGCUUUCCACCAAUCUUCUGUGAACACCCUCAGAAGGGACACCAAUGUGUGGAUCACAACAACUCAACGCGACUCAUCUUUUAGUCCCCACAUCCUCCUCGUUUCAUCUCCGCUUCCUCUUUUUCUGUUUAUUUCCUCUACGUUAUAGCACAUCCUGUGCUAGUGGUGUUCCGUCUCACACCCCCCCCCCAUAUCUUUUUUUCCCCUUUUCCUCCUCCAUAGUUGGUCUUGUUUGCCACUUUGGCCCACUCAGUUUGUCAGGCCUCUUCUUUCUCUUCAUCUUAUAAUCACCUCUGCAUCUGUUUGUCAUCGACUCAGAUGAACUCGAGGGCCAGACCUCCUCCCUUUUUUGUGGACUACGGUUGUGAGACGUGGCUGGGGUUUAUAUAUAUUUUUUUAGCAUUGUCGUGGUCAUUAUUAUUAUUAUUAUUAUUAUUAUUAUUGUUAUUAUUAUUAUUAUUACGGAACGAUUUAAACAAAACAUUGGAAGACUCUGGAGUGUUGCGGUGGCACAGGACAGCACUCGGGAGCAGUGACAGUGAAGGGUCUUCCCCCCUCCAUCUGUGUUCCACCCCCAACCCCCACCCCCCCGCUUCUCUUCAUCUGUCGUCUCUGUCGUCCCUGAGCGAUGGCUUCUCCCCAGUGCUACUGCCCCGACACUGCGGGGCCCCCACCCUCCUCCUUCCUCUCUGUUCAUCUGCUGUCCCCCAUUCUCCUCCCACCCAGAUAACUAUGUAUUUUAUUUAGUAAAGUUUUAUUCUUGGCAUAUACAGAAAUUACGCAUUAUAAAUUGUCAAGCUGCCCCCAGUGUUUGGGGGGCUGCUUCUAUUUGUAUAUACGUGUACACAUGUAUUUGCGGUAUCUUGAGUUUGUAUUUGUGAUCGGGGAGCAUGUCGUGUAGAGUGGGAAACUGACUCCAAGCCUUCACCUCGGUCCUGGUCAAUUUCUUUUUGAAUGGACCACGAGCGUCCGCCACUUGGAGCUGGGUUUUCUAUCGUUUGUUGGCUCGUGUGAUACAUGAAUAUCUGCGUCAGUGGACGGUUGAAGUUAGUUAGUUAGUUUCCUGCUCUAGUGUUAAAGUGUGGAAGUGUGUGUGUGUGUGUGUGAGCGCGAGCGAAUGUUUGUUUUACUUGGUUUUAAUUUGAAAUCAGAAACUUCGGUGGCAAUAGUCAGGUUUCCAGUGGGCUGACGUGACGUGUUUCGUAUUGUAAAGAUUUACUGAAAACAUUUUCUCAACAGGGGUCAUUUUUAUUGUUUUUAGUUUUGCAGACAGUUGAUAAUGUAAAGGUUUGUUUUUUUUUUAAUAAAGGAAUGUUGAAUUGAUUUUUUUUUUGUUAGUUCUCAUUAUGAAACCUCACCGUGCAUCAUGCUGGGUUUUAUACUUAAUUUACUCUUAUGCACAUCCUAAAUUUACACACUUUACCCUCAUGGAAACACUACACACAUCCCCACUUUCAGACGUCUGUAAAUGUCCGAGCGUGAUUAUGUCAGAUCGUUGUUUUUUUUGUUUUUUUUUAUACAUAUAUAUUUUGACAAAAUGAGAAGAAGCACAUCUUACCUGAACUUUGUAAAUGUUUCACCUCAGUCGAUGAAGACCUGACUAUUGUGAAAGCUGGGACUCGAAGCCUGGAGAUGAGGGUUAGUGGAAUAUGAAAACAUACCGUUUGGGUUUAUACACAGUUUUUUUUUUUUUCCUGGAUGGUGUGUGUGAGUGUGAGUGAGUGUGAGAGAGACAGAGAGAAAGUGAGUGUGUGUGUGUGUGAUGAAAUAACAUUUUUAAAUCUGUUUGGACCUAGAACAGAGAAAAUCAGUUGUGCCCUUCAGAAAUCAAAAAUUAAAAAAAUAGAAACUAAUUCUAACCCAUAGAAUGUUUUUUUAUUAUUAUUAUUUCACCACUUUGUACCCAACAGUCUUAUUUCUUUCUUUUUUUUGUCUCAACUGUUUUGUGGUGCUUGUCAGUUAAUAUGUAAUAUAUACUGGAAAAGGUGCGACGGCACACGGACACAGAUGUACGGAACAAUGCAGUUUGCUGUUUUUGUUUUUUUUGUUUUGUUUUUGUAACUUUUUCUAUUUGAUCUGGCCAUGCAUGUGACGUGUACAGUGUAUCAUUUCUCAGACUGCGUUUGACAAAGCCACUGCAGUUUUGAGUCUCUGCUGGCCGGACAAUGAGGCACUGGACCUACUGUAUCUGUGAGUGGGACAAAGGCUGCGGGGGUCAGAAAGACUGCGAUGGCUCAGCUCUGACCUCCUGAUUCACACAGGCUGAUUAUAAAGAUCUGAGCGCUGUCGAGGGGGGGUUGGGGACGUCCGGCCUGCUGCUCAGUGCAGUCGUCCCCUCAGACUUAAUUGAACCACACAAACUCCUUAUCACCUCUUAA
Molecule: messenger RNA, 4154 nt
Organism: Solea senegalensis (Senegalese sole)
Lineage: Eukaryota; Metazoa; Chordata; Actinopteri; Pleuronectiformes; Soleidae
Gene: sppl3
Product: signal peptide peptidase 3
Exons: 11
Coding region: 507-1658 (383 amino acids)
Biological process (GO): membrane protein proteolysis
Cellular component (GO): lumenal side of endoplasmic reticulum membrane; Golgi-associated vesicle membrane; cytoplasmic side of endoplasmic reticulum membrane
Molecular function (GO): aspartic endopeptidase activity, intramembrane cleaving
Source: RefSeq, a predicted model, not a curated record